This is a messenger RNA of Anarrhichthys ocellatus (wolf-eel), 3723 nucleotides long. It is a transcript of the gene lgi1b, whose product is annotated as leucine-rich, glioma inactivated 1b. The transcript has 10 exons. Lineage: Eukaryota; Metazoa; Chordata; Actinopteri; Perciformes; Anarhichadidae. The record is from RefSeq and is a predicted model, not a curated record. Bases 413 to 2056 code for a protein of 547 amino acids. Gene Ontology annotation, biological process: myelination. Gene Ontology annotation, molecular function: protein binding.
UAUUUGUUUUCACGGCUGCAGCAUUGAGCCUACAACUUAUUUGUAAGCGGCAUACUAAUAAGAACCACAUUUUCAGCAGCGUGUUUUUAUGAUCAUUUGUGAUGAUUCCUUUUUCAAUGACAAGAAUCUGAGACUGUUCUCUGUUCUCAUGUCCUGUCUGUCCCGCAUUUGUAAUCCGGCGCCCUUGCAGAACGAAUCCGCUGGACUGGUGCCUUCCUAUUGAGACGCAAGAAGCAUAGACACCAGCCUGCAUCUGAGCGUAACACCGCCAGCUCCUAUCAUUAAAACAAACAAGACAGAAGCGCAUAUAACAAAUAGAAACACUUUUCAAAUCUGGGGGUUACAAAUCCUGGAGGAUUUAGCCGAGAAGUUGCAUGUGCAGGAGUGAUAAUACUCGACCGGGACAGAAGGAAUGGGAUACCCGGGCAGAGCAGUGAGAGGAUGGAAAGGAUGGACGCUGCUGGUUUGGGUCGCCGCUGUCAGCUUUGUUUUUGCAGACGGACGGAGAGUGAGACCGGCCAGAUGCCCCGCUGGAUGUACCUGCACCAAAGACAAUGCACUGUGUGAGAAUGUCCGAUCCGUGCCUCACACUUUCCCGUCCGACGUCGUUUCACUAUCUUUUGUCAAGUCUGGAUUUAAUGAAAUCGUAGGAGGAAGCUUUGUUCACACCCCUGCCCUGCAACUGCUAUUGUUCACAGCAAAUUCAUUGGACCUAAUUGAUGAGGAUGCGUUCCUGGGUUUACCACAUCUUGAAUACCUAUUUAUUGAAAAUAACAAAAUUGCAUCGAUAUCCCCAAAUGCUUUCCGGGGCCUGAAAACGCUGAUACAUCUAAGUCUGGCUUACAACAACCUAGAGACGUUGCCAAAAGAUGUCUUCAAGGGCAUGGACGCUUUGACAAAAGUGGAUCUACGUGGCAACAACCUGAUUUGCGACUGCAACCUCAAGUGGUUGGUGGAGUGGAUGCACCACACCAAUGCCACCCUGGACCAGAUCUACUGCAGCGGUCCACCCGUUCAGCAGGGGAAGAAGAUCAAUGACCUGCUGCCACACUCUUUCGACUGCAUCAUAGCAGAGUUCGCCUCCUAUCAGUCGCUGAAGUUUGAGUCCAUUUCGGUGGGGGCCUUCGGCUUUGGAGAAGAUCAGUAUGUUGUGUUUGCCCAACCGUUUGCUGGGACGUGCAGCUUCCUGGAAUGGGAUCACGUGGAAAUGACCUUCAGAACGUACGACACCAUUGAAAGCACCUCCACUGUGGUUUGCAAGCCCAUGGUGAUCGACAACCACCUCUUUGUCAUCGUGGCCCAGCUGUUCGGGGGCUCGCACAUUUACAAACGCGACACCUCCGCCAACAAGUUCAUCAAGAUCCAGGACAUUGACAUCCUGAAGAUUCGCAAACCUAACGACAUUGAGACGUUCAUGAUUGACGGAGAGUCUUUCUUUGUCAUCGCUGACAGCUCUAAGGCGGGCUCCACAACAGUGUACAAAUGGAACGGCAAUGGCUUCUACUCCCACCAGUCGCUCCACCCGUGGUUCCGCGACACAGACGUUGAAUAUUUGGAGAUCUCCAACAAACCCCACCUGAUCUUGUCCAGCAGCUCCCAGAGGCCCGUUGUCUACCAGUGGAACAGGAACCAGAAACAGUUUGAACGCAGGACUGACAUACCAGACAUGGAGGACGUCUUCUCUGUCAAACACUUCCGGGUCAAAGGUGAGCUGUUCAUUUGCUUGACAAGAUUCAUCGGGGACUCCAAGGUGAUGCGCUGGGAUGGUGCCAUGUUCAAGGAGGUCCAGACAUUUCCCUCCCGUGGCUCCAUGGUGUUCCAGCCGGUCUCCAUCGGCAACUGGCAGUAUGCCAUCUUGGGCAGCGAUUAUUCACUGACGCAGGUCUACCAAUGGGACACCGAGAGGGGCCAGUUUGUCAUGUCUCAGGAGCUGAAUAUCCAGGCACCUCGAGCAUUUUCUUUGGUUUCCAUUGACGACCGCGUGUUCCUGCUCGCAUCCAGCUUCAAGGGGAAAACUCAGAUAUAUGAGCACCUCAUGAUCGAUUUGAGUAAUUAAACUCCUCGUCUAAUUUCGGAUAAAUUAUGUGCACUAUACCAUUCAAAUGCUCUCUUCUGUGAACGUGUUGAACUUAUCGGUCUCAUUAGAAUCCACCAGCAAUUCCCACCUGAGUUUAAAGAAAAGGAAGUUUCAAGCAGAAGCUCAAACCAUCGAAAGAGAUAUUUCAAAUACAGUUCAGGACCUUUAUGCUGAGAUUAGGUGGUUGAAAUUAAUUUGUUAUGAUCACUGAGUUUAUUUCGCUGAAAAUACAUUCUACACAGUCCCUGAUGCCUAUGUUUGGCAAACCUGCUGCAACUACUUCAUCUUGAUUCCUCACUAUUUGGAAAUGCCUUAAUCUCCAUUUGAAAAAAACGUAGAGUGCGAACUGACUAUCUUUCAGGAAAAACAAGCUAUGAAAACACUGCUUUUGUCUUUUAUUUAACCAUGCAGGUGUUCUUGUAGUUAGUAGACAGAGUAUAUUUCUUCAUUUCAACUCCGUGCAUUUGUAUUUCUAUUGUAGGGAUUUGAUAGGAAAAGAUUUAGUUUUGGUAGUGCUAACAAUCAUGCAAUAAUAGGCCAAUAGGGAAACAUUCUUGAGGGAGAGGUGUUCAGGUUGAAGUCUGUGUUUGUUUUGUCUAGAAAAACUACAAACACAAAAGAGAACUUUUCUUAAUUUAUGUCUUCUUUCAGGAAAACUUACUUCAAAGUAAAACGGCAUUACAAGAGAUUAUUCACAAUGGAACAUAUGUGGACGUUGUCUACAAGCACUGGGUCAUAUGACUCAUCGGUUUUAAAGUCAGGGUUGUUUAGUAGCUUGUAGAAGAUAGACAAUGUGCAAACAUCUUUUUCGGAUUGGAAUCUAAUCUAACAGCAGCAACGACCUGGUUGGCAAAGUCAGUUUGUUACUAUAAGACUUGAGCUUGAAAAUACUACAAGCUUCCAAACCAAACGUGGGUAAAAAUUGAACUACUUGUUGAGGAUUAUGUACAUUCUUCCAGCCCAAUUUUUUAGCUAGUCAACCUAUCAGUCUUUUGUAAUUACUUACCACUUAAAGAAGUGACCCUAAUAUAUGAAAUGAAUCCACUUAACAUUGUGAGAAAAACACCUUCUCUGUCCUUUCUACUCCCUGACCGUCAGUUAAGCAAGACUGCACGCAUGAUGCAGACACUCAGUGUUGAUUCCUGAUGAAUGCCUCGCUAGAAGCAUCCCACUGUGUCCCCCCCCAGCCCUCCCUCUUUCACUGCACUCUUGCCCCUUUUCUCCCUGAUUGACAAAACCAUUGUUGUCUUUACUCCGUGACUAAAAAGCCAACCACUGGGCAGCACUGGGUCCUCUUAUUCUGACACAAAAGGAACCGAAUUUGGGUAACAAUUAACAACUUCACUGAUUUGCCAAAUAUAAUGUUUACGUUUUUACAGUACGGUGUAAAAUACUUUAUGUGAUAUUGCUUUUGUAUGUAGAGCGGACCACACUCGAGUGUUUUAUUUUUCAUAGAUAUAGAAUUUAGUGACAUGGGUCACCUCCUGAAACGCUGUGUAACAUGCUACUUCUGUAAGACAGUGUAGGCGUACUUGUGUCAGUCUAAUCUAGUUAGGCAAGGAUAGAGGAUAAUAGCCAUUCAUCUGUCAUCUUGCUCAUUGUAUUUUCUGUACAGCACAGUGGUAAUAAAAUACUAAAAUGUAAAA